AACUCUCACACGAUUGGACUCAUCCAUCCAUGACUAUUCAUCUUCUAUCGGCAGUUAUGCACCUGCAGUCAGUUUUGCAAGGUAGUUCAAAAUGUGGAUAUACUCAACAAUCAUCCCGACAUGGAUUUUUCUCAACCAAAGCAACCACAACCAACCCCCUCUCUGUGUCGAACGCACGUGCAAGUGCUGCAGUGCAACUGAAACUCGUUGUAAAUCGAGCACCUCCGCUUCUGGCAUUCAGGAUCAUUUGGGGGCUUAAUGCGCUAACAUUUGCAUUCCACAUCAACCAGGCCACUCGCAGCAACACCAUGGCUGCUACAGCAAUAGCAAUACGAACCUUCACAAACGCCGCUGCUCUUAGCAGGGGAGGGACAAACCUCUGGAGCACUUACUCCCGCUCUCUGGCAACGCUCGUUCCAAGCCACAUUCGCGGCGUCGCUGCAGUGAGGACACUGCCCACAUUCGGAUCCCGAGCGGCGACCACCAUCGCGGAGGGCAGCAAGCUCCCCGACGCCGAACUCUCGUAUUUCGACAAGGAGGGUAACGUAAACAUCGUCAAAGUCUCGGACCUCAUGCGUGCCAAGAAGGUAGUCCUCUUCGCAGUCCCCGGCGCCUUCACCCCGACGUGCUCCACGCAGCACCUUCCCGGAUUCGUGGCCAAGGCGGACAAACUGCGGAAAGCAGGCGCGGAUUUGCUGGCGUGCGUGAGCGUGAACGACGCCUUCGUGAUGCGAGCGUGGGGGGAGAAUCAGAACGUGGGCGAGAGUGUGUUGUUGCUGUCGGACGGGCUGGGGAAGUUCACGCACGCGAUGGGCGCGAGCGUGGACCUGAGCGACAAACCCGUGGGGUUGGGGGUGCGGUCGCGGCGGUAUGCGAUGCUGGUGGACGACGGCGUGGUGAAGACGCUGCAUAUGGAGGAGGGCGGCGCCUUCACCAGCAGCGGCGCCGACGACAUCCUCAAGGCCUUGCUCAAGCGCAAGACCAGCGCCGCCACCGCGCCCGAGUGCGCCAACCAGAACACCACGUGAUGAUGCUGAUAAUGAUUUUAUGAGACACGUCCAAGCAAAAGUUUGUAAAACAUUGAAUUGAAAUGGUUUGCAAUUUGAAACCAUCAUUGACUGGUACGAUAAGAACAUGUGAAUUAGAAAAAUGAGAACUGAAUUUCUCUUCUGUGAGACAAAUCAUCACAAGUUAAAUGCCCAAGUAAGCACAUUCAUUGAAAUUCUAAUGAAAGAGUUCAUUCUCAUCUCAAAUAUCAAUUUUCA
Messenger RNA from Physcomitrium patens, 1265 nucleotides. RefSeq names its product peroxiredoxin-2E-1, chloroplastic. Gene Ontology annotation, molecular function: thioredoxin peroxidase activity. Gene Ontology annotation, cellular component: cytoplasm. The record is from RefSeq and is a predicted model, not a curated record. NCBI's taxonomy places the organism in Eukaryota, Viridiplantae, Streptophyta, Bryopsida, Funariales, Funariaceae. Gene Ontology annotation, biological process: cellular response to oxidative stress; hydrogen peroxide catabolic process; cell redox homeostasis.